CGCUGCCAUGGCGGCAGCUCCGCCGCUCUCCAAGGCUGAGUAUCUGAAGCGUUACUUGUCUGGGACAGAUGCUGGCUUGGAAGGAGGUCCAGAGUCCGGUCGCAAGCGGCGCAAAAAACGGCCGAAGCCGGGAGGCGCUGGCGGCAAGGGAAUGCGGAUCGUUGAUGAUGAUGUGGGCUGGGCGGCUAUCUCUACCGAUAAGCUAGAAAAGGAGGAGGAGGAGGAUGGAGAUUUGCCUGUGGUGGCCGAGUUUGUGGAUGAGCGUCCAGAAGAGGUAAAGCAGAUGGAGGCCUUCCGCUCCAGUACCAAGUGGAAGCUUCUGGGAGGCUACAGUGAAGAUGGACAUUUUCAUAAUGAUGACCAAGAUCCAUCUCCUCCCAGGAAGGCCCGUCAUGAUACCCCAGAUGCAUCUCCUCCCAGGAGGGUCCGUCAUGGCACCCCGGAGCCAUCUCCCCCAAGGAGGGUCCGCCAUGACACCCCGGAUCCUUCUCCCCCAAGGAGGGUCCGCCAUGACAGCCCGGAUCCAUCUCCCACAAGGAGGGGCCAUGACAGCCCGGAUCCAUCUCCCACAAGGAGGGUCCACCAUGACAGCCCGGAUCCAUCUCCCCCAAGGAGGGUCCGCCAUGAUACCCCAGAUCCAUCUCCCCCAAGGAGGGUCCGCCAUGACACCCCGGAUCCUUCUCCCCCAAGGAGGGUCCGCCAUGACUCAGAUGCUUCUCCCCCCAGGAGGUCUCAUCGUAAUUCUUCAGCUGUAUCUCCUAAGAGAGGCCAUCAUGGUUCCUCAGGCACCUCAUCCCCAAGACAGGCCCAUAACCACUCCCCUGCUGCAGCCCAGCAUAGAAGGACUCUUGACUCUUCUGGUGCGCAGCACCACAGGAGGGCCCGUCACGAUUCCCCUGAUUUGGAACUGCCUAAAGCCAAGAGUAGCAAAGCUGCAGAAAGACCCUCUAGCAAGACAGUAUCCCAGAGUGGGCUAGGACCCCCACACCCAUCACUCUCCAUGAACAGCAAGUACGAGCAUGACUCUGACCUUUCUCCUCCACGGAAACGGCAAGCAAAGGCCCAUUUUGGAGCCAAGAAGCAGCUUGACUCUAAAGGUGUCUGCCAAAAAGCAUCUGAUUCAGAUCUUUCUCCUCCACGGAAAAACAGUAAGUCAGGGCACCAGGAUUCUGAUUCAGAUCUGUCACCACCACGGAAUAGACCAAGACGCCAAAGCUCUGACUCUGACCUCUCUCCACCACGGAGAAGACAGAGGACCAAAUCUUCCGACUCUGACCUCUCUCCACCUCGAAGGAGUCCCCGUUCUGGGAAGAAGACUCCACACAUGUAUUCCGGAGCAAAAACUGGGUUGGUCGCCGAUGUUCAGCGGGAGCAUCAGGAGCUCAAGAAACAGGACCAAGACGCCACCGACCUCGGAGCUCAGUUUGAAUUCACUGAAACUGUAUUUCGAGACAAGUCUGGUCGGAAGAGGAAUUUGAAGCUGGAGCGCUUGGAACAGAGGAGAAAAGCAGAGAAAGACUCAGAGCGAGAUGAGCUGUAUGCUCAGUGGGGGAAAGGGCUUGCCCAGAGCCGGCAGCAGCAACAGAAUGUAGAAGACGCAAUGAAGGAGAUGCAGAAACCUCUGGCUCGCUACAUAGAUGAUGAAGAUCUAGAUCGGAUGCUGAGAGAGCAAGAAAGAGAAGGGGACCCGAUGGCCAACUUCAUUAAGAAGAAUAAAGCUAAGGAGAACAAGAAUAAGAAAGUGAGGCCUCGCUACAAUGGUCCUGCUCCUCCUCCCAAUAGAUUCAACAUUUGGCCGGGGUAUCGCUGGGAUGGAGUGGACAGAUCCAAUGGCUUUGAACAGAAGCGCUUUGCCAGGCUUGCCAGCAAGAAAGCUGUGGAGGAGCUUGCCUACAAGUGGAGUGUUGAGGACAUGUGACCUCCUGAGGCCGUGCGAUGCUGAGGUGCCUGUAGCAGCACCUCGCACCCAGCUCUAAUGGAGUCUUGCUAAGAGACACGGACAGCAACUUGCUGUCACUCUGACCUUUGGGCUAGACACCUAAUCUUGGCUGUGUCCUAUGUGUCUGUUGUUUUGGCAGGACACGGUGACUUCUUUAUCCCAGUGUUUGUUCUUGGCCAGUGCUUUUCUUUUUCUUAAAAAUAAACACAUAUUUAUUUUUUGUAA
This is a messenger RNA of Rattus norvegicus (Norway rat), 2164 nucleotides long. RefSeq names its product BUD13 spliceosome associated protein (gene Bud13). Lineage: Eukaryota; Metazoa; Chordata; Mammalia; Rodentia; Muridae. Gene Ontology annotation, cellular component: nucleus. The record is from RefSeq and is marked provisional.